ACCUGGCACUGAUCGCGCGCCCAGUUGUGUGGGAGUAAGCUGCGCAGAAAUCCUCACUUUUAAACGUACACGGUCGGCUGGAAAUACCCAUUAAGAAGCGAGCUGGUGAAAUGGAUGUGUUAAAUGAUGAACACACGAAAAUGUACUUCUAUGAGAACAGACUAAAAACAUAUUCGGGGUGGCCGUUUGACGAGGGUUGCGCGUGUACUCCUGAGAACAUGGCCAGAGCCGGCUUCAUCCACACCCCUUCGGAGAACAGCCCGGACGUUGCCCAGUGCUUCUUCUGCUAUAAGGAGCUGGAGGGCUGGGAGCCCGAGGACGACCCGGUGAAGGAACACAAAGCGCAUUCUCCUUCCUGCAGUUUCAUCACACUGAAGAAGGAUGUCGGCGAGCUCACGGUCGAGGAGAUGAUCAGACUCCAGAAAGAGAGGGAGAAGUUCCUCAUCAAGAAGAAGUGCAGUCAGAUGAUUGAGAAGUUUGAGGAGGCGUCGAAAUCAAGAAGAGGCGAGUUGAUCAAAACGGCCGUGGAUGAGGAGUGAAGAAGUGGAGCUCCAGCAUUGUACUUACUCCGAGUUUGCGCGUUUUUACCCUGUUUGUUUUGUUUUCUCCUGUUCUUGUGCUUUUUAUUUGUACUCUGUCCUUCAUUUUUACACACAGUCCCAUCCAUUAGUGGACAAGGGACCAAAUAAUGGGGUUUUGAGUGUUUUCCCUGAGUGCUUUCGCACUGGGGCUCUAACAGAAUGCGCAGUGUGCGGAUUUGUUUUUUUGGGGGGGGUCGUACUGCAGAUGUCGCAUCUUCGGAGUUCUUUCCCUCGGAGGCACUUGAUUACGCUCUGCAUUAUUGACUCAUUAUGCAACCCCAGCGACAUGUGGCCCUUUAUUCUUUUAGUGGAGGCGUGGAGGGGCCUAUCUAUUGGCGAGUUCUCAUCGUUCCCGCCAUUGACCGCAUCGCCCCUCGGCCAAAGUAACGUGAUCGUUGCUCACCUAAUUCCCUGCGGAUGUCUAGGUUUGCGAGGACCCGACAUCUCAUCUGUGGAGG
This is a messenger RNA of Scleropages formosus (Asian bonytongue), 1039 nucleotides long. RefSeq names its product baculoviral IAP repeat containing 5a (gene birc5a). The record is from RefSeq and is a predicted model, not a curated record. The transcript has 4 exons. The coding region runs from base 111 to 539 and encodes 142 amino acids. Lineage: Eukaryota; Metazoa; Chordata; Actinopteri; Osteoglossiformes; Osteoglossidae.